AUACAAAUGUUAACAACAAUAUUGCCAACUUUACAAUUAAGAACAAUGAUGAUGAACGACCUCCAGUUACUAACUGUAGCAUUACUUUUGAUGAUGUCUUGAAAUCAUGUCUAAUGAAUAAUAUCGUUAUCUUUAGCAAAACAUCAGGAGCUAAGCACUCUUACAAUAUCACUGUUACCAAUGCUGCUGGAACUGUUAGUAUAAAUGGAGAGCUAAGUAAUGAAGUGUAUAAUACAACAAUGAAACUCAGUGCCUCUAUAGAUCCCCUUGCAGUUGCUGCUUCACCCACUGUUCUUGGAGUAUUAAUAAUAUUGUCUAUUUGUUGGAUAUUGCUGAGGAUAUGUUGGAAGAGACAAUGUUGCUGUCCCAGGAUUUGGAGGAGUAGCUUUUGGUUGCUUUUCUUCUGCUAUGAUUGUUGUACUUAUGAUGCUGGAGUAAAAGGAAAGGCCACUGCUAUAAAUGCAGGUUUAAAUAAUCCAACUGUUGGAGGGGAGAAGGGAGCUGAUACAACUCUUUAACUUUGUGUAACUUUUAAGUCAAAAACUUAGCUGAUACCACUUCUGUAGUUAUCUAAAUUCACAAUGUUAUUUUACAAAAAAUGUA
Amphimedon queenslandica is the source of this 603-nucleotide messenger RNA. RefSeq lists its product as uncharacterized. The transcript is spliced from 5 exons. The coding region runs from base 114 to 518 and encodes 134 amino acids. Lineage: Eukaryota; Metazoa; Porifera; Demospongiae; Haplosclerida; Niphatidae. The record is from RefSeq and is a predicted model, not a curated record.